This is a messenger RNA of Coffea eugenioides, 1542 nucleotides long. Its product is annotated as cytochrome P450 CYP749A22-like. NCBI's taxonomy places the organism in Eukaryota, Viridiplantae, Streptophyta, Magnoliopsida, Gentianales, Rubiaceae. Gene Ontology annotation, molecular function: oxidoreductase activity, acting on paired donors, with incorporation or reduction of molecular oxygen; monooxygenase activity; heme binding. The transcript has 5 exons. The coding region runs from base 1 to 1542 and encodes 513 amino acids. The record is from RefSeq and is a predicted model, not a curated record.
AUGGUAUUGGUUUGGAAAAUGCUUUUGGGCUUUGCUAGCUUUCUACUUGCAUAUUUCCUGCUCAUCCUGGUUAGGUUCCUCAAAAAAGUAUGGUUGAAUCCAAUAUGCAUACAGUCCUUUAUGAGGUCUCAAGGAAUCAAAGGUCCUUCUUACGAGCUCCUUCAUGGCAAUACCAAAGAAAUCAUCAACAUGAGAAGAUAUGCUACAAGCAGGGCCAUGGAGGAUAUGUCACACGACAUAUUUCCUAGAAUCCUGCCUGAUGUAUAUUCAUGGGUGAACAUAUAUGGGGCAACUUACCUCAAUUGGUAUGGUCCUCAGCCUCAGCUGGUUGUCACUGAACCAGAGCUAGUCAAAGAGAUAUUAAACAAUAAAAAUGGUGAUUAUCCAAAAAUCGACCUUGAAGGCUAUGCCAAAAAGCUUUUAGGAGAUGGUCUUUCGGCAUCAAAAGGUGAAAAGUGGGCAAGGAUGAGGAAACUAGCCAAUCAAGUUUUCCACGCAGAGAGCCUGAAAAAUACGUUGCCUGCAAUGAUCACAAGUACUGAAAUUAUGUUGGAAAGGUGGAAGGAGAAUGAAGGAAAAGAGGUUGAGGUGUUUGAAGAGUUCAGGUUAUUAACAUCAGAAGUUAUUUCCAAGACAGCCUUUGGGAGCAGUUACUUGGAAGGAAAGAACAUAUUUGAGAUGUUGAUGAAACUGACCCUGAUAGUCUCCAGAAAUGCCCGUAACAAUAGAUUUCCUGGCAUCAGCCACCUUUUCAAAAGCAGUGAUGAAAUAGAGUCAGAAAAACUUGAGCAAGGAAUUAAAAACUGCAUAGAACGUAUUAUACAGAAGAGGGAGCAGGAGAAUUGUAAUGAAAACGAAAGCUCCAAAGGUGAUUUUCUUGAGAAACUCCUAGAGGCUAAUGAAGGAAGUAGCAAAUGGAUUUCGAUAGAUGAUAUGGUUGAUGAAUGCAAGACUGUGUAUUUUGCUGGACAUGAAACAACAACUUCUUUGCUUACUUGGAGCAUUCUUCUUCUAGCUGUUCAUAAAGAGUGGCAAGAGACAGCAAGGGAAGAAGUGAUUGAAAUUUUUGGCCAAAUGAAGCCCAAUGCAGAUGCUAUCCCUAGACUGAAAACUAUUAACAUGAUCCUUGAAGAGUGCUUGAGACUUUAUCCGCCAGUGCCUGCAAUCAUGAGAAAAGUUCACAAAAAAGUUAAGCUGGGGAGGCUAACGCUCCCGGCACAUACUGAACUGUUGAUUUCACCUCUUGCACUUCACCAUGAACCUAAGAUAUGGGGAGAAGAUGUUCACCAUUUUAAGCCUGAAAGAUUUGCAGGAGGUGUAAUUAAGGCUACUAACAAUAAUCCAGUAGCAUUUCUGCCGUUUGGCUUUGGGCCACGAACUUGUGUAGGCUUGAAUUUUGCAAUGGCCGAAGCAAAGAUUGCCCUUUCAAUGAUUCUGCAGCAUUACAAGUUCAGUCUUUCGCCAAAUUACGUUCACUCUCCAGUUCAAGUUUUCAUGGUUCGACCACACCAUGGAGUUAAGAUCAUUCUCAGUAGAGUUUGA